Messenger RNA from Diachasma alloeum, 1866 nucleotides. RefSeq names its product elongation factor Tu, mitochondrial. The record is from RefSeq and is a predicted model, not a curated record. The transcript has 5 exons. Gene Ontology annotation, biological process: mitochondrial translational elongation. Lineage: Eukaryota; Metazoa; Arthropoda; Insecta; Hymenoptera; Braconidae. Gene Ontology annotation, cellular component: mitochondrion. The coding region runs from base 70 to 1479 and encodes 469 amino acids. Gene Ontology annotation, molecular function: translation elongation factor activity; GTP binding; GTPase activity.
UAAUUAGAAGUAGUGGCGCCUCGCGUGUACAUUUGUUUCAACUCUGUCCCUGCUCCUACUGCGAAAAACAUGGCUUUGGUAACUGCUCGUGCCGUUUUAACUCCAGUGAUUCGCAGGACUAUCAAGCAGAUCCUGUUCAGCCGUCACUUUGUAAAAUGCCAACGGAGGAAUCAAAUCGGCGGACAAAGAUUUUUACCGCAAGUGACACAACAGAGAUUUUAUGCUGAGAAGAAAGUAUUCAAUAGGGACAAACCACAUUGCAAUAUCGGUACUAUUGGUCAUGUCGAUCAUGGAAAAACUACCCUAACUGCUGCAAUAACAAAAGUCCUUGCCGAGAAAGAACUGGCAACAGCAAAGGGCUACAGCGAAAUCGACAAUGCCCCAGAGGAGAAAGCUCGAGGGAUUACAAUCAAUGUCGCUCACGUUGAAUACCAGACACCAAAUCGUCACUAUGGCCACACCGACUGUCCUGGUCAUGCGGAUUACAUCAAGAACAUGAUCACAGGAACAUCGCAGAUGGACGGAGCAAUUCUCGUGGUAGCUGCUACCGAUGGUGUCAUGCCGCAGACCAGAGAACACUUGAUUCUUUCCAAGCAGAUUGGUAUUCAACAUAUAAUCGUCUUCAUCAAUAAAGUUGACGCUGCUGAUAGUGAGAUGGUUGAGCUCGUGGAGAUGGAGAUUCGGGAGCUGAUGUCAGAGAUGGGAUACGAUGGAGAGAAGAUCCCAGUGGUCAAAGGCAGUGCAUUAUGCGCACUCGAGGGGACGGAACCACAACUGGGUAGCGAAGCUAUUCUGAAAUUACUGGAGGCUGUUGACAAUAACAUCCCAACUCCGGCCAGAGACCUUGAUAAACCCUUUAUGAUGCCUGUUGAGGCUGUUUAUUCUAUUGCUGGACGUGGAACUGUCGUCACUGGACGUCUCGAACGUGGAAUCAUCAAAAAGGGAAUGGAGUGCGAAUUCGUGGGGUACAAUAAAAAUUUCAAGACUACAAUCACUGGUAUCGAGAUGUUCCACCAAAUUCUGCCACAGGCAGAGGCUGGCGACCAGCUAGGUGCCCUGGUCAGAGGCGUCAAGAGAGACGAUAUCAGAAGGGGAAUGGUGAUGCUCAAACCUGGCACCAUCAAGGCUAACGAUCAUGUUGAGGCGCAAGUAUAUAUUCUGAAUCCUAACGAGGGAGGCAGGACAAAACCCAUUUCCAAUUUUAUCCAGCUCCAGAUGUUCAGUAAAACAUGGGAUUGCGCUACACAGGUUACUAUUCCGAAUAAGGCUAUGGCUAUGCCGGGUGAAGAUACUACAUUGGAGCUCAAGCUUCUGAGGCCAAUGGUGUGCGAGAAAGGACAAAGGUUUACCCUUCGUGAUGGUGCGAAAACCCUUGGAACUGGUGUUGUUACGACUGUUCUUAAAUCUAUGACUGACAAAGAACGCGGAGCUCUUCUUGAUGGAAAGAAAGCAAGAGAGAAGGCUGCAGCAGCCAAUUAAUUAUUAUCAACUCCAUUGGAAAAUCGAUAAGCGUUACCUGCAGUUUUUUUCACGAACUAGGGUAGUUUUACCAAGAAAAAAUUAUAAUACUGGUUAUUAUUUCGAUUUGUAAACAUUGAAUACAAUAACCGGAAUAAAAAAUAAAAAAGAAAUCCCAUAAACCGAACAUUCCCCAGGGAUUUAGGAUCAAUCAGUGUUAAAAUUAAACCCAAAGUCAUUUGUUAAUUAUGGUUAAGAUGAUAAUUAUCAUUACAUUCACUUCAUUAUAAUGAAAAAAAAACUCCAUAUGUGUACUAAUCACUUUUUAAAAUCUUCGAGUUGGAAACUCAACACAUUGUAUCAACAAGUAAGGAAAUUAAUUAUAAUUAAAUAAGAAAAUGAAAAUAU